This is a messenger RNA of Triticum turgidum subsp. durum (durum wheat), 3321 nucleotides long. The record is from the annotation of a GenBank genome assembly. NCBI's taxonomy places the organism in Eukaryota, Viridiplantae, Streptophyta, Magnoliopsida, Poales, Poaceae.
AUGGCGGGAGUUCUGAAUGCCUUGGCAUCCUACGUGACCAAGAUGCUCGCCGACAUGGCCAGAGACGAGGUGGCCAUGCUGAUCGGAGUGUCCGGUCAGAUCAAUGACUUGAGCGCCAAGCUCAGGGACCUCAACAACUUCCUUGAAGAUGCUGAUAGGAGGAACAUCACGGACAAGAGCGUGUGUGCCUGGGUGGAGGACCUGAAGCGUGCCAUGUACCUCGCCACCGACAUCCUUGACCUUUGUCAUCUCAAGGCCAUGGAGCAAGGUCCAUCAAAGUACAUGGGCUGCCUUAACCCCCUGCUCUUCUGCAUGCGGAACCCCCUCCACGCCCAUGACAUCGGCACCCGCAUCAAGUUGCUCAACCAGCAGCUGGAUGACAUCUGCGAGAGGGGACGUAGUUUCAACUUUAUCAAGCUAGAAAGCUACCAAGACCGGAAGACGAACCACCCUCCUCAUGUUGACCGCAAGACCCAUCCAGUGUUGGAGCUCUCAGGUGUGAUUGGGGAGAAGAUCGAAGAAGACACAAGAGCGCUUGUAGAGCUGCUAACGAAGGAGGUACAUGACGGGAGUGAUAGCAUCUUGGUGUUCGCCAUCGUUGGUGUUGGGGGAAUCGGCAAGACAACCCUUAGCAAAAAGAUCUUCAAUGACGAGGCCAUGCAAGCCCAGUUCUCCAAAAAGAUAUGGUUAAGUAUCACGCAAGAUUUCAGCGAGAUUGAGCUGCUGAGGACAGCCAUCAGUGCAGUAGAUGGAAAACCGCCAGAGUCUCAAGAUAAAGCCUUGCUUGUGCCGGCUCUUGUCAGCGCCAUCAAGGACAAGAAGUUCUUUCUUGUGUUGGAUGACAUGUGGGGUGUCAAUGAAUGGAACAAAUUGUUGAUGACACCAUUUAGCCACGGUGCCCUCGGUAGCCGCGUUCUAGUCUCCACAAGACAUGAUGAUGUUGCCCGAGGCAUGAGAGCCAUGGAGCCAUACCACCAUGUGGACAAGUUAGGAUCUGAAGAUGCAUGGUCAUUGCUCAAGAAGCAGGUGCUCAGAACAGAGAGGAGUGAACCCGAGAUUGAUAUGCUAAAGCAUAUUGGAUUGCAAAUUUUAGCAAAAUGUGAUGGUUUGCCACUGGCUAUAAAAGUGAUGGGAGGACUAUUAUGCCAAAAGAAGAAAGAACGGCGUGAUUGGGAAAAUGUCUUGAAUGAUACCAUAUGGUCAGUAUCUGAAAUGCCCAAGGAGCUAAAUUAUGCAAUAUACCUUAGCUAUGAGGACUUGUCCCCUUCUUUAAAACAAUGCUUUUUGCACUUCUCCCUUAAGCCUAAAAGGAUUGUUUUCAGCGACGACGAGUUUGUCGGUAUGUGGAUUGCUGAAGGAUUUAUUCAGGGGAACGUGGAUAGAUUGGAAGAAUUGGGAAUUGAGUACCACAAGGAGCUGAUAGAAAGAAACCUUAUAGAGCCGGAUACAUCAAAGAUCGGUCAAUACGUUUGCAACAUGCAUGAUGUUAUUCGUUCGUUUGCUCAAUUUGUUGCUAGAAAUGAAUCACUAGUAGCUCAUGAUGGAGAAGCUGUUAAUAGUAAACUCGGUGUGCAAAGCUUUCUUAGGUUGUCUAUAGAAACCAAAGGAGUGGAAUCUGAUAAUUUUGAGUGGAGAUUUAUACAAAAGCAUAAAUCACUAAGAAUGUUGAUAUUGAUUGGAUGUGUCAAGAUUCAGCCUAGUGAUUCCUUGAGUGCUUGUCCAAGUCUACGAGUUCUGCAUAUAGAAUCUGCAAAUUUUGCUGCAUUAGUUGGAUCUAUGGAUCAGCUCAAACACUUGAGGUACUUCGCAGUAAAAGAAUGUGAUGGCAUAGAAACCCUACCAGAGAACAUUCACAACAUGAAAUUCCUUCAACACAUUAGCCUUGAUGGUUGUAAGAAUCUUGUGGAACUUCCUGACAGCAUUGUACAAUUAAGAGAGCUGAGAUACCUUGACAUUGAUGGCACACAAGUAAAUAGUAUGCCUAGGUGUUUUUCUGCUCUCACUAAUUUGAGGUCACUAUGGGGGUUCCAAACGAACAUGCAUGGUGAUUGGUGUAGUUUGGAAGAGCUUGGGCCUCUUUCCCAACUUAGGAUAAUUGGAUUAAUGAGCCUAAAGAAUGUAUCUGAUGCGUCAUUUGCCAUGAAGGCCAGGCUUGCUGAAAAGAAGUAUCUCCACAUAUUGGAAUUAUGCUGCAAUAAUCGUAGAUCGAGAGAUGGUGGAUUGGUCAAAGAUGUGUUCUCUGAGAGGGAUCAAAGCAUAAUUGAGGAGGUGUUUUGUGAGCUCUAUCCUCCGCCUUCCAUUGAAGAUAUUCGCAUCAAUGGAUAUUUUGGGCGUCACCUCCCAAGGUGGAUAAUGCGGACAGCGACAACACCCCUUGGUAGCUUGAGGCUACUAAAGUUGGAAGACCUUGCUUUGUGCACUCAACUCCCUGAUGGUCUGUGUCAGCUCCCAUGUUUAGAGAGCCUAAUGGUUGACGAAGCUCCAAUGAUCAAACAUGUUGGGCCUGAAUUUGUGCAGCCCCAAAGUAACCAUCUCCACCCUUCAUCUCACAUUGGGGUUGCGUUUCCAAGACUGCACACCUUGACCUUGAAUAUGAUGGAGGAAUGGGAGGAGUGGGAGUGGGAGGAGGAAGUGCAUGCUAUGCCUGUCUUGGAGGAACUUUUUAUUCAAAGUUGCAAAUUGAGGUGUAUCCCUCCUGGCCUUGCCUCCCAUGCAAGGUUUUUGAAAAAAUUAACCAUAUACAAUGUACAGGGCUUUCAGUCUGUUGAGGACUUUGCUUCCGUAGUCGAGCUCAACCUGGGUGGACUACCGGACCUCACUAGAAUCUCCAACUUCCCCAAGCUGCAAAAACUUGAGAUCUAUUGCUGCCGGAAGCUCGAGUCGCUGCAGGAGAUGGAUGCACUCUGGAGGCUCGAGCUAACAGUUCAGUACAGCGAGAGACAGCUCCCAUUGUUCCUGCAAACUGUAAAGCCAAGCCAUUUGCUGCUGGACUGUUGGUCGUUCAUACUCAUUUCCAUGGCUUUGGGUAAGUCUAGUUCCGAGUGGGCCAAGUUCAGCCAUAUCCAGCAUGUUGAGGCUUAUGCAAAUGUUGAUGGCACUGAAAAGAGCCAUCACCUAUUUUACACAAGGGAACCCUACAACGUGGAGACAAACAUUGAUCUGCAGGCGUUCUCAGAUGCUGUUAGGCUUCUCCAAUUAUGGGGUGAAGAUGGACUGCCUCGUUUAGCUGCCCUGAUGGAAUCAGCGGACGAAGAUGAGGAGGAUGCAGACAACCCAGAAAAAAUAGAGGAGGAAAGCAUGGGCCAAGGAAGGGAGGAGUAG